AUGGUUAAUUUCUAGUAGUCUUACCCACGUGUGUUUAGAUUUUCAUUUGUGCUGUGUAGUUGUUAGGUUUAGUGUAGAUUCUUAACAUUAUGAAGAUGGAGUCUAAUGGACCAAACUCACCUACGAACGGAACGGAGGAAAUUCCCAACGAUCCAGGGAAGAUGUUUAUAGGAGGCUUAAGCUGGCAGACGACUGCAGAAAAGCUAAAGGAGCAUUUUGGAGACUAUGGUGAAAUUAAAGAAGCUAUGGUUAUGAAGGAUCCUACUACAAAGCGCUCAAGGGGGUUUGGUUUUGUAACCUACAAAGAUCCUGUUAGUGUAGACAAAUGUUUAGAAAACGGACCUCAUAUAUUGGAUGGGAAACAGGUGGACCCCAAAGUUGCGUUUCCCAGGAAAGCACAGCCAAAGAUGGUCACGAAAACCAAAAAGAUAUUUGUUGGUGGGUUGUCCGCACAGACAACGGUCGAAGACGUGAAAAAGUACUUCUCAACGUUCGGAAAGAUUGAGGAUGCCAUGUUGAUGUUCGACAAAACUACAAACCGGCACAGAGGUUUUGGUUUUGUCACAUUCGAAGAUGAAGAGACAGUGGAGCGAGUUUGUGAACUACAUUUCCAUGAGAUCAACAAGAAAAUGGUUGAGUGUAAGAAAGCACAGCCCAAAGAAGUGAUGUUGCCGCAGCAGCUAGCCCGUGGUCGUGGCAUCGCACGAGUUACCGAAGAAGGUGAAAUUAUCUGGGAACCUCUCCCAAACGACAUGGUUAUGCCUGAACUAUGCUUGGUGCCAACUCCCAUGCCACAAUAUCAGCAUGCUUACGGUCGAGGACUGCAGCCAGCCUUCGCCCCUGCCGGCUACUACUACCCAGCUGGCCUGGGUUCGGCAACUGCGUCAAUCAGUCUAAGCCCUGUUCAAAAUGCAGCCCUGGCCCUGGGCUCGCGGGCAACAGCUCUGUCACGCAUGCCGGGCUUCCCUGGUUACGGCUUGAUUCCUAAUGAAAGACAUCAGUCCCCAACUGCUCUGUAUAACUUUGCCGAUGUGACCACUGGCGUUCCCACUAUCGCCAGAAGCGAGCCGUCCCCAAUGCCGGUGACUAGCUCUCCGCUACAACGAUGCAAUGACACCCAGGCACUGCUAACGGCCCAAUCCCAGGCCCAUGCUCUUGUUAACGCGCAAAGAUCAGCCAUGACGCUGGCCUCGCUCCAGCAAGCUCCGCAAGCUACCUCCCCGAUCCAGAGCCGCCAGAUGAUGGGCGCGAGCAGCCCCGGACCCCUGGAUCAGCUGAUGUCCAUGCAGGAUCAUCUCUCGUACCUGCAAGCUACGAGCCCGCAGCCCGCAGGCUUCUCUGGACUAAACUUCGGCAGGCCAACGCAGCUGGUGAGCUUCCAGAACGGAUACCACUAGAGGAAGCACUGCAUUUAGACAGGCUGCACACUGUACCAGAGGGUAGAGAAGGGAAUACGACUUGCUUACAUCGUGUCCCCAAUGCCAGAAAAUGGAAAAUACAUGGUGAUCUCCCCUAUACCAGAAAAUAGAACAGCCUGAUCUUAGAUUGGAAAGUAGAUGGAAAGUUACCAUGUUUACACAUGAUGUGUAUACAAUUAAUUGAGUGUACUACAUGACUUGACCAAUGAGUCUCAUUAUUGAACGUUAUGUGUACUGUAUCAUAUUAUUAUUCAGCCACCAUUUUGUGGUGAUUUGUUAUUGACUUAUUGCAUAUAACUUGACUCUUGUUCUUUAGUAUGGUUUGUUUCCAAAAAGUUGUACUAAAUAUAGUCGACAGAGAAAGUGUGAUUUCUUGGUUGUGAAUGUUUUGAAGGGAGGGUUUUGAAGGUUUUAGUAUGAAUGCUGUUUUUGAUUAAUGGUAAUUACCCUGGUGAUAUGUGUUUAACGGCAUGAACUAUAUUACCACAUGACAUGAACAUGACAGGAAAUGACUUGUUGAAAUAUUUUUGUUUGUGAUUUUUAUCAAUUUUAUUUUUUAACUGGUAUGAUACUUAUAUUUUUGACCACUUUUUCUCAAGUAUUGUUAUAUUUUUGAAACUUUAAAAGCUUUUAUGUAGCAUAAGUAGGUUUAUUUUCCAUCUCAAAGUUCAUUCAAGUGAUUGUAAACUGAUACAAAUGGCUUCCCUCAGGACGAAAAUGUACUUCCAAUUUUGGUUACGUUGUCAGAAAUUUUUUCGACAACAGUGAAAGUUUAAAGCAAUAACUUUGUAUAUACAUGUAUCUAAACCACAUGUAUACUUAUAAACUGCUGACUCACUUGAUGAACUUUGUGAUGAAUAUUUUCUUUUAUUUUAGCUGUAUAUAGAUAGUCAUGUAGGACCAAUUUCGUUUUUUUUCUUAUAUUUUAUCAAAGAAAGGGCUGUACUUUUUUGGAAAUAUAUUUUAUGUUUUAUUCAACCAUUAUGCAAGCUUUUUUAUUUUAGACGCUAUGUGAUACAGUCCCUUAUGCCAUUGUCAUGUUACCUCCUUUUUUCGGAUGAGUCCCAGGAAAGAUAUUUUGAAAUGUGUAACUGUUGAGUGCUUCCCCUUGGAAUGUUAAAAGGGAGGUAACUUCACUGAUAAAUCAUACUUCCAUAUAUCAUGAUGUACCGUGCAUCUUUUUUCCCCAUUAAGAUUGACUGUGUAUUUUUCCAUUUCAUAUAUUUUUCAUCCAUCUUCAUCAUUGGUAUAUAUACUUUUUAAACUAGUGUUCCUACAAUAUGUUCAUAGCCGACGGAAAUGGUUCCAAAAUGAUAGUAAAUGGAAAAAAUAUAUGUUAAAUAUUUGGGCAUUCUUUCAAUGUUUUAGAAAUGGUUGUAUCUAAAUGUGAUUAUUUUAUAAUCUGUAAGUGUUUCUGGGGGGAAAUGGAAUCAUUUCAUGGUUUGGCAUUCAAAAGCCUAGUCUUUGGAGAGAGCAUUUAUUCUUCUGAACUCAUCACAGACUUUCGAUAGUGCUGCGUAAACAUCUAACUGUUGUAAAACAAGAGGUGCUAAAAAACACAUUGUGCAAAAAUUUAGAAUUAGAAACAUACAGUCUUGAUGUAUUGAUGUGGUGUUUUAACAGUUAAGGAGUGGAAACGAGAAGGUUCUAACUGCUUUGUUUUGUAAUAACACUUAAAACCUUUUCGCUUUUAUGCCCUUGCAAUGUAUUCACUCACAAGUUUUAUAGAAUAGGUUAACACGAUCUUUCUAAAUGGCAUUUGUUUAUGUUUAGAGUAGGAUCAUUUUUCGUUAAAAAAUGAAAGGAGUGCUAAUCUGAUCCAACUACGCAUCACUUUAUGAGACAUCUAUUUUUCAAUAAUUUUAAAUCAAAUUACGGCACAUUUUUGAUACGCAAUUAUGUAAUUAACUGUUGUAGCUACCACUUUACAAUACAAUUACCAUAAUUCUUAAAAUAAAUUUAUGCAUCCAUUAUGAAUAUAAAUUUGAUACUUGAAUUUAUUUCUGUGAAAGGCCAUAUGAUCAAAUAUAUAAAUUGAUAUUUCUAUGUUGACCAUUAUUUGGGUGUUAGUAGCUCUUGUCUUUAUUUAAAUACAUAUGAAGAUUAUGUUUCCAGCUGAACAGUGUUGAAUUCUUAUGGAAAAUGAUUGGACAAUGAAUCUAAAUUUAUCGUUUAUAGAAUGUGUGUUUUCAAUGAUAAAAUUUCCUGAAUGGUUUUUUAUCACAACGUGUUAGUUUGUUUGUUAGUGCACACUCGCUCUGGUUUAAUAUAAGACCUUUACAGAUAUUGCCAAUUUUAAUGAAAUUAUUGGUCGAGUUAUAUCCAUUAAAACUUGUUUAUGAAGCAACUAAAAACAAAAUUUUGUGCGUUUUGGAUGAACUGCUGUAUAUGACUUUGAGGUAAACAUGGUAUAUUAAAAUAACCUGUCUUGACAUCAUUCUAUAUUUUCCAUGUCAUUUGAUCAAUUUUCAUUCGCCAACUAUUUAUUGAUAUGCAUGUAUUCCUUAAACCAUUUUCUCAUUUUCAUGAUAUUUUUUUUUUAGAUUUUUAAACUUAUUUAUUUGUGCGUUUUUAAGGAGAUGAAAUCGGGUAUUUUAAUGUUAAUAUAUCAGCAAUAACCAUAUAGUGUAUAAUUAGACCCUUGUUAUAUAGACACAUUAUUUAGUUUUAGUGGAUCAGAACGUGUUGCUGGAAUUUACCCCACCCACUUAAAACGAUGUGUUCAAAUUUAGUGAAAAUAGGAAAAGUUGUUAAAUUCAAAUGUGUUCUCUUAUGAUAUUUGUUUGUUAUUUGGGAGAAACUCUGUGUUUAAUAGUAUAAGCAGAAUAUCGUAUAUGUAGUCUCUUGCUGAAUAUCUACGUUAUCCAGUAAAUGAGUAGCAGAAAUUUUAACCAUUAUUCAUUAUUAGUUUCUAAAACAGUCCUAAUUGGUCAUUUAUUUAGCCUGUGUUUUUGGAAAGUAAAUUAAUAUUUAGUGUUUGGUACAUUUGUGCAGAAAUCAUCAUUUCGGCCUUUUUGUUUUGAUUUGUGUGGUUUUGCUUUUACAACAUAGUUUUGGGUCCAUAUUCAAUACAUACUGAGAUUUAACUUAAAUUUAAGACCAGAAUCUAAGUGUUUUGAUUGGACAGUAAAAAAGUCAACAAAUAGACUCAAUAUAAUCCCUGAGCCAUGUCUACAAAUAAAGAUAAGAAUAAUAUUGAAUAUGGACCCUGGGGUGGUAUUCAAUGUUCAACUUAAGUUAAUCUUAUGGUCAUACAUCAUUGACUUCUUUCACUCUAUUGCUCAGAUAUUAAUAAGUAAUCCGAUUAGCUACAUCGUUCUUAGAUCCAAUUAAGACAAAUAUUGAAUACCAGCCCUGGACUUAAAAAGAAAUCGAAAAAGAAAAGAAAAAUGUGGAAAAGAAAAGAAAAAUAAUUAUUGUCUUGAUCUGUGAGGAUGUACCUUCAAAUUAAUGUUUUGUGAAAAGCAAUAAAAUAGUGUUCAAACUAUUUGUUCUAACAUUUGGGCUAGAUUUUAAUAUAGGUUGUUUGCCUAACAAAACUUGUGGGUGGGGUAAGUUUACUCCAACAUGUUAAUAGGGUAGCAUACAGCUGAAUUCACCAAAAAAAUAACUUUACACCGUCUUUGCUUUUGUGUUAUAUUUGUUAAUAGUUGUUAUCAAUAUUCUGUUACCUUUAUAAAAUAACUAGGACAAAUUCAAAUGCGAUGCAUCAUUGUAUAUUGAAUGUUCAAUUUAAUAUUCUAAUGUUUUAAGUGUGAGUAAAGACUUAUCAAUGGUAGAAGACAAUAUAUUGUUAUAAAGUUGAAAAAAUUAUGACUGUUAUUAUGUGGACAUAAAAUUUAAUGUAAUAGGGUCUAUGGUGAAAAUUUCUAUUAAAUGGCAUGUUAAAGUUUAUGCACUUUAAUUAUACUGUUGAAUGCUGGCGGAUCACUCUCUUCAUUACAUCUGGCAUGUAAAUAAAGAUUUACAGCUCUAUCUGGUAAAUGGACGUAUUCUCUGUUCUUGUUAUUUUAUAACAUUAUUUUUGAAUGUUUAAACUUGAAGUCAGGAAAGAAGGGGUACGAUAAAAGUUACGAAAAAAGUUGUUAAAAAAAUAGAAUCUUUUUCUUUCUUUUUUAACUUACAUAAUUAAAAAAAUGUUUUUUAUAAAACUGAAACAAAAAGCUAAUAUUUUUCAUUAUUGCCCUCUUUCCUGUUUUGAAGGAAAUUUACAUAUAUAAAUGAUCUGAGACAUUGAUAUUUUGUUGAUGUUACUUAUGUGAUGUGAUUAUUGUGUAGAGUGUUUCAUGGUUAACCUCCAUUAAAGAUUUUAAUGGGAUGGCUCCUAUGUAUUUGGAUAAAAACUUGCGUACAAAUUUGAUAUUUGUACAUGUUUAGAUGUUUGGCUUUUUUCGAAAAAGGGAAGAAAAACAACGUUUGAUUCCAAAGUCUGGUUGGUGUAUAUAGUUUGUUUUGUGUUUUUGAAUCACUCUUACAUUUCCCAAAGCAACUUACCAAAUAUGGAGUGCUAAUUGUUGAUAAACACUUACUUUUAAAAAGACUGUUAUUACACUAAUUUACAAUUCAUUUGUUCGCAAUUUCAGCAUGUGCUUUUGCAUAUUUUUUACGCAAAUAUAUAACGAAAAUACACUUCAGCAAGCUUUAUAAUUUACAUGUAUUUUUAUCCACCCCACCCUCUUAAAUUACUGACACCAUUGUAUUUUUAAUAUGUAUAUUAACAUUUUCGUUUUAAAGUAAAUGUCUCAUUGCUGUAAAUUACGAGAUAAUUGUAUAAUUGUUCAUUCGUAUUUUUUUUUUUGUAAGGUGAACAUAUCAAUGUGUAUUCUCGCCACAGGUUUCCAAGAAUGUUAUGUACUUGUAGUUUAGCAUAGCAAAUUAAGAGCAACUUUAAAUAUUAAAAAAAGAGUCUUUUUUUUGUAUCACUGACUUAGGGUAAAACACGACAGUGUUUGUUGGUUGUACAACAAAUUAGUGUAGAGAGCACUGUUCUUGUUUUUACUGUUAUGGUUAAACUUGUCAAUAAAAAGGAACAUAUUUGGAAUUGAUUUUUACUAACAGAAAUCAAAACAGAUUCAAAUUUCCAUGUGACAUUUACAAACAAACAAAAAAUCCAAAAUUAGAUCAGUCCUUAAUGAUUUAAAGGGGCAAAUGCAAAUCAUAAAAAACAUCUUUAAUUUUAAUGCAUUAUUAUGCAAAUCCAUUAUUUAAGAAGCAAAAAAAUGAUAAGCGAUAUUUUGGCGAUUUUUUAACUGCGAAAUUUUUGGCCAAGUAACCAUUAAUUAAAAAAACACAUUCAUAAUAACUUAAAAUAUAUUUUAACUCCACACUUAUCAUAUGCUUUUGGGGGUUUAAGUCAAGUGAGUUAAACAUAACAAUGCAUUAAAAUAAAUAAAUAUAUUUGCAUCACCUAUAUUGUGCCCGGCUGUUAUAUCUUGAAUGUUGUUCCUAAUUUGCCUUCUGUGUUUGUGAGCUAUCUACUUAGUAUUAAUUAACAUCAGCUAUUCCAUAGAGCUUAUCAAAUUAUAUCCAAAUUAUUCGUAGAUUUAUAGUUAUUAAUGCAUUUAGAUCUAGAGCUUACUUAUCGAAUGCAAGAUUUGUAAAUAAUUCUAAAGUCUAAAUUAUUUUUGUAAAUAAUUUAUUUAUUUAAAUUGUUUUUUAUAUCCACAUUUGAAUUUAUUAUCGGUUAUUUCUUGGAAACUUGUGGCUAUCAUCUCAUUUUAUAUAGAUAAUUGUAAAUGUUAUAUAAAAUUACCAGAAAUGCAGUUGUUUUAAUACUUCAAAGGUGAUAACUUAUUGUUUUAGACUAGCAAUAAUAAGUUUCCACAUGCUAUAUAUAUACAUACAUAUAUAUCGUAGCAUGCAUAUGCAAAAACCAGUAUGUUAUUUUUUUAGUAGACUAGGAUAAGAAAUGGUGUAAAUUGGAACACAGCAAAUCUUUUAAACGAUACCUUGGACUAUUAGUCCUGGAAGACGAGCAUUGUCAGGCAUUUACAGUAGUAGAGAGAAAAUGGCGGUCAGCUAGUUCCUAUUUUCACCAAUUCUUUUUAUGUUAAGACGCCAUGGAUAGUAACAUUUUCUCAUGUGCCAAAGUGUCCAUGGUGAUAUAUAUACGUGUAUUGCAUUGAUCACGUGAUAUCCAAAAUCACGUGGUCAUGUAGUCAUGUGAUAAUUCAGGUAAGAACAAAUUAACCAAUAGCUGACGUUCUGUGUUUGAAAUCGUUGUAUAGCAUUUUAUAAGAAUUCGUCAGUAUAUAGCUGAUCUCAUUAGAGAUAACAUAUUGCUUCUGUGUGCAGUGUAAUUGCGCACUAUUUCAAACUUAACGUUCUAUCAAAGAAACGAAAUUUGUGUAUCAGUGUUAUACAAAGCUUGUACGUUUACACUUUACAGGAAUACUUGUCUCAACGUAUAGAAACCGUAAUUUGUUAACUGGGUUACAUGUUAUUGUACAUUUUCAAUAAUUUUACUCUGAAUAAAACGUUUGAACUGGU
Messenger RNA from Mya arenaria, 7907 nucleotides. RefSeq names its product RNA-binding protein Musashi homolog 2-like. Gene Ontology annotation, cellular component: cytoplasm. Bases 90 to 1397 code for a protein of 435 amino acids. The record is from RefSeq and is a predicted model, not a curated record. The transcript has 16 exons. Lineage: Eukaryota; Metazoa; Mollusca; Bivalvia; Myida; Myidae. Gene Ontology annotation, molecular function: RNA binding.